Messenger RNA from Darwinula stevensoni, 654 nucleotides. The record is from the annotation of a GenBank genome assembly. Lineage: Eukaryota; Metazoa; Arthropoda; Ostracoda; Podocopida; Darwinulidae.
AUGACACUUAUAUUUCAGGCAUUCGUGUCAGACAUCUUUGAGAAUGAAGUUGCUGUAGCGUUUGAGAAUGACUGGCUGCCUCCAGCAAGGUUCCCGUUCUCUCGGGUCCGCUUACCUCCCAAGGACCUCCCUUCAAAGGAUAUACAGUAUACAGAGGCCCAGGAAGUGGAAGUUUAUUCUCGUGCCAAUGAACAAGAGGCCUUUGGCUGGUGGUCUGUUGUGAUCAAGGUGGGAUUUAAACUAAAGUUUGAUUCCUUGUUCUAUGCACUUUUGAUAAAAGGGGAGUUCUUUGUUGUGGACUAUGUGCCUGGUGAUGGGAACAGCAAGGAGAUCCUGCCCAUUGACCGGCUCCGGCCCAAGAACACAAACCCGCCCAUUACAAAGAGCACAUUCGUAAAGUUUGAGCUCUCUGUACCUGAGGAUGUGCGGGACUUUUUGAGAGCUCCCUCAGUCAUGCAGGUGCUUUGUUCUUCACCUGUAUUGCAGUUGAUAAAAGGGGAGUUCUUUGUUGUGGACUAUGUGCCUGGUGAUGGGAACAGCAAGGAGAUCCUGCCCAUAGACCGGCUCCGGCCCAAGAACACAAACCCGCCCAUUACAAAGAGCACAUUCGUAAAGUUUGAGCUCUCUGUACCUGAGGAUGUGCGGGACUUGUGA